Messenger RNA from Hylaeus anthracinus, 676 nucleotides. It is a transcript of the gene mRpS18C, whose product is annotated as 28S ribosomal protein S18c, mitochondrial. Lineage: Eukaryota; Metazoa; Arthropoda; Insecta; Hymenoptera; Colletidae. The transcript is spliced from 3 exons. The record is from RefSeq and is a predicted model, not a curated record. Bases 125 to 562 code for a protein of 145 amino acids. Gene Ontology annotation, molecular function: small ribosomal subunit rRNA binding; structural constituent of ribosome. Gene Ontology annotation, cellular component: ribosome; mitochondrial small ribosomal subunit. Gene Ontology annotation, biological process: mitochondrial translation.
AUAAUCAAUAUUUCUAACAGUUUACUGCAAUUUACGAUACGUCGCUUCUAGUCAAAUACACUUUUUAUGUUGUUAUCCUUCGUGCUUAUGAACUUUUGUGUAUGCACGUUUAUUAAGUUGUAAAAUGAUUCGAACGUUUGUUACAGCUCAGACUUUAAGAAAUGUUUCGAACAGAGUCCCAAUGUUUCCGUAUCGUAAUAAAAGCAGCGAAGCAUUUACUUCCAAUACAGAAACAAUCAACGUGACACCCGAUCCAGAUCUGCCAACAAUCUCUGAAAAUCCGUUUAAGAAAGAGCGGAAAGUAUGCAUUUUGUGUAAGCACAAGAUAGAACCAAAUUUCAAGAAUGUACGCUUAUUAUCGCAAUUUCAAAGUCGUUACACAGGUAGAAUUUAUGGAAAACAUAUAACUGGAUUAUGCGAAUACAAACAAAAAAGAAUGGAAGAAGAAAUAUUGAAAGCGCAAACUGCUGGUUUAAUGGGCAUCAUGACAAGAGAUCCCAAAUAUGCUAACGAUCCAAAAUUAUUUGAUCCAAACUUCCCAUUCAAACCACAUCCAUUUUAAACAUAAUACGUUUGAAAAUAUCGAAAAAUCAUACAUUGAAUUUUCAUAUUCACGUAGAAAUCUUAUUAUAAAUAUGUAAAUAAAUAAUAAAUAAAUAUAACAUUGUAACUUGUA